AUGUCACCCAUGCCCCCAGAUAUGCUAGCACAUCCCAGCAACCAAAACGCAAUACCGCAUUUUCCAUCUUCUUACACUACUAUCUAUCCAACGCAAACAAACACUGAACAUCUCCGCGAACCCACCACACUUCCUCGCCCAAGCCACUCCCGCACAGCACACACUACGGAACCAAAUCACUUCCCCAUACCCCAAAUCCAAGGCAUAGUCCCCGGCUUCCGCCGCGCUCACCCCAGCACUCACAUCUCACAUUCACUCUCCCUAUCAACCCCCACAACCCGCGAUAUCCUCCAAACACUCCACGCAACCAAAUCCCCAACCACAACAAAGACAACAACAAAACAAUCUUCCUACCCCCGCCCCUCCCCCCCAAACUUCCUCCACCCCUUCCCAAUCGUCCCAUACACAACCCUCCCUUGCACCACCAAUCACACUCUUUACAGAGACAAAGCGAUGGCAGACGCACCACCCCUCUCCCUCUCCACCACCCUGCCUAUAGGCCUAAAACUGCUGUUUUUGGGCACGCUGUGUGCUGCGGUGCUGGGGCUGGCGUGGGUGGUGGUGGUGUGGUGUGUGGUUUGUUUGCCGCAGCGUCGCGACGGCGACGGCGACCAAGAAGCGCAGCUUCACCACAAAGAAACAUGGCAGAGCGACCAAGGAAGGCAGUGGAGCGACAAAGAAGUGAAGCCCAGCAGCAAAGUACAACGUAACAGAAGCAACCACACGCAGCGGAGCCUAGGAGAAGCAGACGAAGGCAUGAAAGAUAUGAGAGAGAUGGGAGACGUAGCGAAUCCCUUCGCCGACCACGCAAACAUGAAUGAAGAUGAGGAUACAAGUGCAGCGUUGAGUUCAGGGGUGCAAAGACCGGGUACAUCGCGGUUUCGCGGGCGGAAGGAUGGAGCGGUGGGGUCGCUGUGGAAUCCGUUUUUGGAUCCACCGGGGGAGGGGGAGGGAAGUGGAAGUGGAAGUGGGGGGAGGACGGACGAGGAGUGGGAAAGGGCGCGGGCGGUGUUUUUUGGGGAGGUGGAGGAUGCUAGGGGUGAGAUAGAGGUGGAGAUGAGGGAUUUGCCUUGUGGGCAAGUGAAUGAUGUGGAGGCAACCGCACUGAAAAAGGGUGAUCGGCGGAGCGGUUUUGCGGCGGUUGUGAGAAGAGGAAUCGAGAUGCUGGAUGAGGGGGUGGGUAUGGUGGAUGGGGUUGUGGAUGAUGCGGUUGCUGCAGUGGCGAGGUGGACGGAUGAUGAGCGAUAG
Molecule: messenger RNA, 1248 nt
Organism: Bipolaris oryzae ATCC 44560
Lineage: Eukaryota; Fungi; Ascomycota; Dothideomycetes; Pleosporales; Pleosporaceae
Exons: 1
Coding region: 1-1248 (415 amino acids)
Source: RefSeq, a predicted model, not a curated record